ACUGAGAACCACAGAAAAUUCCAUGUCUGUGAUAAACACAGAAAAAGAAACAGGAUGAGGAAGAGAAGUUGUGCAUUCAGCUGAGCUGCAACCCCUCCGCUCAGCCUGCCUCCCUCCACCCCCCCUGAAAAAGUCUCUCUCCUCCUCGCUGCCUCUUUUCUCUCCGUCUCUCUGCAGCUGAGCUCAACUCCACACAGCAAGUGCCUUUACUUCAACAGAAGAGGGAGAAGCAGGAGGAAGGUUGCAGGAGGAGCGCGCCUGCACUUCACGGGGAGGGCAGAGGAGCGCACACAGACAGACGGGGAGCGGAGUUGGAGUACCACGGCUCUGGCAGUGCCUGCUGAGUGGAGACGGGGGAAUCCGCUGGCACUGUUGAUCGCGGCGUCCCUGCAUGGCAGAAGCUGCUAAAACAGGAGAUGGAAGACGGCAGAGCAGAAAGGAUCUGCCAGCGUUUAGCAGAGACAGCUGAAAGCUGCGCACACAUGCAGGCAGCUGAGCUCGUCUGAAAAAGCAACACAGCUCUUCUUCUUUUGCUGAAAUGCACACAGCCAAGAAGAAAACCGCUUUGUUUAUGUGUCAAGAAAAGGAAAAAGCUUCCAAGCUUUCAGUCCAGCUUUUAGCUGAAUGUUUUUAAACUAACUUCUCUGUCUGGAGUUGGGCCUCUAAACCCUUUAAGCACAACUUGAAACAACCUCUUGAUUGAAGAAACUGAGAGUUUUGCUGGUGAGGAUGAGGAUGCCUCCUUGUCUUUCAGUAUGAAGUGGAUUACAGUGACCAUCUUCUGGGAUUCCUCUUUUGCCUCAUAGAGAAAACAACCCUUUCUCUGAUCGGAUGCACAGAAAAAAUCUGUCUUUCCUUUCUCCUCCUGUGGAUUACACAUGGAUUUUAUGAUCUCCAACCGCAGCCUCAUGGACGAACACUCGAUGGCAGUCAUUAAGCUCAAGUACAAAAAGGGGCACAAGUGACUUGGGCACAAACCGGGAUUGAUUGAUCUGAGUGAAUUCAAUUAAUGCCUCCUGGAUUCCUGCCAAAGACAGAAGCCAUGGAGGGGAACACCACUAUCUAGCGUCUGAUCUGCCUCCUCGCCGGAUAAACGGAGGAACCUCUGCUCUCAACCACACUCCUCCUCCCUCUUCCUCACGGGCAAGGAUGGUACCCCCACCCCCCACUAACAAGCCCCACGUGUGCCUAUCCACUAUUCUCAUCAUGAGCAGCAUGGCACUGAUUGACGCCUACCUGGUCGAGCAGAACCACGGACCACGCAAGAUUGGGAUCUGCAUCAUGGUGAUGGUGGGUGACAUCUGCUUCCUGAUUGUUUUGCGCUACGUGGCGGUGUGGGUGGGCGCUGAGGUGCGCACGGCGAAACGAGGAUACGCCAUGAUCCUCUGGUUCCUUUACAUCUUUGUGUUGGAGAUCAAGGUCUACUUUGUGUAUCAGAACUACAAGGCGGACCGGAAGAGCUUGGACGCUCUUGCAAGGAAAGCAUUGACGUUGCUCCUGUCGAUUUGCAUCCCGGUGUUGUUCAUCGUCCUGGUGGCCAUUGACCACAUGGAAUACGUCCGGGCUUUCAAGAAGCGUGAGGAGAUCCGUAACCGUCUGUUCUGGGUGGUGGUGGACUUGCUGGACAUACUGGACAUCCAGGCGAACUUGUGGGAGCCUCAGAAGAAGGGCUUGCCUCUUUGGGCUGAGGGCCUGAUGUUCUUCUACUGCUACAUCCUCCUUCUGGUCCUGCCCUGUGUGUCCCUGAGUGAGAUCAGCAUGCAGGGCAUCAACAUCGUCCCACACAAGAUGCUGUUGUACCCCAUCCUCAGCUUGGUGACCAUAAACAUCAUCACGCUCUUCAUCCGUGGGGGGAACAUGAUUUUGUACAGGGACGCCAGGGUAUCUGGGAUCCUGAUAGGAAAGAACAUUCUGGCCAUCAUACUAAAGACCUGCAGCUUCGUGCAGUACAGGAGACAGUUGCAGAAUGCACCACCCGCUUUCGGAGUGGAGCUGCAGAAAAACUCUGUGGCUCGCCCCGCCCCCACCCCUCCCCAAGUGGUCACGCAGGAGCAGACGCCUCUCCCCGAAGUGACAACCUGUGAACACACAUGACAUAGAAAUGAGGGGGGGACCCUAGCACUGAAUACAUGACCCUCAGGAUGCGGCGCUCCACACCGUUUGGGUGGUGUGAACGCUCAGGAAAUCAUGAAAAGCAAAGCGGCACACACAACGCCGCAGCGAGGAUCAGGCUGUAUCAUUUUCACAGCCGUCAUGGUGCAAAAUCAAGGAUCACUUGUGACUUUGUAAACAUUUCUCCUGGUAAAUCUAAUUUACUGUGUAUUUUUUCUAACUGUGCAAAUUUAAAAAGGCAACUAUACUGCAAAAGUAGAGGAUAUAUUUUUCAACUGUGUGUGAUGCAUUCCCAUCAUAAAUGUAGGGUCUCUGUCCUGUGCUGUGUUUAUCUGUUGCUCGGUUUUUCUCAGUAAUUGAGGGCUUCAACUUUUAAAGGGAGCAGCUGAUGGAAAGAUCAAAGUAAUGGGAGUGAAAAGAAGUUAAAGUUCUGUGUUGAUAGAAGUGUUUUUCUAUGUGAUUCUUUGAUAAAGUACUGUGGACAAGACAAAGACUUUUCUGGUUUUUCAUUGGCUUUGAGUGGAUUUAUUAA
Oryzias melastigma (Indian medaka) is the source of this 2644-nucleotide messenger RNA. Its product is annotated as transmembrane protein 121. The transcript is spliced from 2 exons. The coding region runs from base 1150 to 2094 and encodes 314 amino acids. Lineage: Eukaryota; Metazoa; Chordata; Actinopteri; Beloniformes; Adrianichthyidae. The record is from RefSeq and is a predicted model, not a curated record.